Messenger RNA from Fusarium odoratissimum NRRL 54006, 2463 nucleotides. RefSeq lists its product as uncharacterized. Gene Ontology annotation, biological process: DNA-templated transcription; regulation of DNA-templated transcription. Gene Ontology annotation, molecular function: zinc ion binding; DNA binding; DNA-binding transcription factor activity, RNA polymerase II-specific. Bases 408 to 2366 code for a protein of 652 amino acids. Lineage: Eukaryota; Fungi; Ascomycota; Sordariomycetes; Hypocreales; Nectriaceae. The transcript is spliced from 5 exons. The record is from RefSeq and is a predicted model, not a curated record. Gene Ontology annotation, cellular component: nucleus.
UGUGCAUCCCCGCAUUUGAUAAGGCCGUUUAUAAAGGUAUCACCUAGCUUUGUACCUCAACAACACCCCUCUUGUCGCAAGCUUUUGUCUUGUCAAUUGGCAAAUACACGUCAUGUACGGCGGUCGAUCACAUAAACGUCUGCACCAAGCGUGCGAGAACUGUCGGAGGAAGAAAACUCGGUGUCCGGGCGAGAGACCGGCUUGCUCGAGCUGUACUCGCCUUUCAAAAACGUGCACAUACCCAGAGAUUCGAGGAAACCCUCUGGCCUCAGGUUCUCAAAAUGGGAGCAGUUCAACAGACACAGUAUGCUUGCUAGGAAUCGUCCGGGCAUAAUUAAGUCAUGUUACUCACGACGGGUGCUGUUUAGGAGAGACGGCUGGCCCAGCUCGAAGCAAAAAUUCGUCUGAUGGAAAGGCAAGAGCCGAAUAGUGACAUGGACUCUUUUGCCACAAGAAUAUCAGCGAACUCAGGCCAAUCCCAGGACUGGCAGCUACCGCUGUCACCCAGCAUUGACAUGGAUAGCUCACCAACGGUCAGGAAAGUUAGGAUAAAUUGGUCCACUGAAUCAUCUUGUUGGUUAACUAGUCGGAACAGCCUAUUGCCACCGAGGGAUGUUCUGGAAGAUGUCGUCGAUGCGUAUUUCCAAUAUUGUCACAAGCAGCCCUUAUGGCUAUUCAAUCGGGAAGACUUUUCCUCGAUCCAGGAUUGUAGUGAGGAGACACUCUUGACCCUACUGGCCCUUGCUUCGUGCCAUUCGAAGCAUCCUUUCUUUGAAGGUCGCCUGCACGAAUUGAGUCAAACCUAUGCACAGGCUGCGAGAGAGGGAAUCAUGCAACAGGUGGGCGAGGGCAAGGUCUCAAUAACGACAAUUCAGAACCUCUGCAUACUGACACUGGCCAAUAUACAAGCCAACAUAACGACCCUGGCAUAUCUGCACGUGGGCAUAGCAGUGACAGUCGCGAAAUGUUCAAAUCUCGAUGUCGAGACCUGCGCCCUUGCCGACUUUGGCUCGCGCGCAGAAACGCGGAGAAGAGUGUUCUGGAGCCUACACUUACUACAGCAGAUGUACGGGCAUCAAUCCUUCACCACGGACAUCUUACAAGAUAUUACCAGACCGCAAUACAUUGCGACGCAUGCAGAUCCCCGGAAGAGCUUCAAUGAGAUGCCCCCAGCCAUUCCACGCGAAGAGAUAUCAGGCCAAGACGAAACAACGAGUGCUGAUAAGAAGAGCGGGACAUGGGCCUACAUGAUCCAGACGUCUACACUGUGGGGAGAGGUCCGCACAUACGUAAAGCAAUGGGCUCAGCAGACCAACAACGCACCGCCUCCUUGGUCCAUCGAGUCUGGAUACGCCGUCAUCAACGCCUAUCUCAUGGACUCAGAGACGAAAUUCCCAGACCGCCACCGAUUUGAUAGCGCGCGAUUUACCGACCAAGAAAGCCGACACCUUCAGAGCAAUCGAGGAUAUUGGAGUCCAUGGGUAUACCAGCAAUUCGCACAUCACACCAUACAUAAUAUGCUAAACCAUCCCUUUCUGUAUUCGUCGCGGCCGCAACAGUCGGCUCAAUUAGGAGUCCCCAACACAUUCUGGAAAACAUCCUCAGAACUUGCUUUUAUCCACAGCACAUGGGUUGCACGCCUCAUCGAGAUGGUCGUCCAUAAAGAAUAUCGCGUCUCGGAUCCAUUUAUUGGUCAUUGUGCGGCGAUCGCGGCGACCAUUCAUAUCUACUUUUGUCGGGCGGCUGACAAAACUACCAGGGAGGCGGCGCUGGAUAGACUGACGAAAUGUGUCGCAUUUUUGGCUGAACUGGCUUUGCUUUGGCCUUCAUGUAGAUGGUUGCACGAAAGACUUCAGUCUUUGAUCCGGGCGGCUUUCGAAAUAGAUCAUGAGCAAGAAAAGGACCAAGACGUCCCACCACCGAGGACCAUUUCGAUCAACACGCGUUUAAUGUGGGAUAUACUUCUUUACAACUCUGGCGCUUACAGGGGCACGACGAGUUCUCCCCAGACAAGAAGUCUUUUCGAUGGCAGCUCUCUUUUUCCAGAGGACAACACAGAUGAUGGAGAAGACAUCGUUGAGAUAGAUAAUUUCCACAGCCCAACUGUUGAAGUGAGUCUGGGGAAUGGACAGGCAUUGCCGCCACAGUCGGGAAGGCGAAGAACGAGAUCUGGUCAGGGAACCCAGGAGGCCCAAGCAAAUCUUCUAGCUCAAUCUUCUUCUAUCCCAGAAGCUUCCGGAGGUUCCACGGAACAUACGCCCCUCGCUUCUUGGCCCAUGUCUUUAGAUAUGGCGUAUGAUCCGUUCUUUCAAUUCCAAGAUUCAGGUGGUCCGUUUUUUGGAACAUGGGAAGUAGGAAAUCUGUAAUUUUUGUACGCUAUAGUAUUUGGAUUAGAGCUAGCCUGAGCCCAUUGCUGUAACAGGAGGCAAGAUUAUAAUUAACCGGAGUUCAAUUCUUUACCAG